CAAAUAAUGGGGGUGUUUAGGAGUUUCAUAUUUUUGUUGUCUUUUCAGCUUCUGUAUGUGGCAAACGGUUCCAUGGUGUGGUUAAAUCAGACUGGCUAUGAGGAUUUGGUUGUUGCAAUUAAUCCCAGUGUGCCAGAAGAUGCCAACAUCAUCCUGAACACAAAGAGAAUGAUUAAAGAUGCUUCUAAUUAUUUGUUUGAAGCUACAAAACAUCGAUUUUUCUUCAAGUCUGUAAAAAUUAUAAUUCCUAAAACAUGGAAGAAAAAUGGCAACUAUUCAAGAUUAAAAACAGAAUCAUAUAACAAGGCAGAUGUCAUCAUAGCAGACCCUUUUCUGAAAUAUGGAGAUGAUCCCUAUACCUUGCAGUAUGGAGGAUGUAAGGAGAAAGGACGGUACAUCCAUUUUACACCUAACUUCCUGUUAAAUGACGGUUUGGUUAACGUUUAUGGAGAAAGAGGUAGAGUUUUGGUCCACGAGUGGGCUCACCUUCGCUGGGGGGUGUUCGACGAAUAUAAUACUGAUGCACCUUUUUAUGUGUCCAUAAAUUCUGAAAAAGCAAGUGUUGAAGCAACAAGGUGUUCAGCUGGUGUCAUAGGUAAGCCUGUGUUCCAAAGCUGCAGUGGAAACAAGUGUGAGGAAAGAGACUGCAAAUAUGAUGGUCAGCUAUAUGAAGCUGGAUGUAAAUUUGUAGCAGAUAAAACUCAAAAUCACACAUCUUCUAUUAUGUAUAUGCAAAGCUUACCUUCUGUGGUUGCAUUUUGUGAUAGUAACACUCACAAUGGUGAGGCUCCAAAUAUGCAGAAUAAGAUGUGCAACUACAAAAGCACAUGGGAAGUAAUAAUGGAAUCUGAGGACUUUAUCAACUCGUCUGUUGUAAAUGGUUCUGCACCCCCUUUCGAGACCACCUUCAGUCUAUUGCAGACCCAAGACAGAGCAGUCUCAUUAGUAUUGGAUGUUUCUGGGAGCAUGGCAUCGUAUAACCGCAUCAAACAUCUCUAUAAAGCUGCAGAGGUAUUUCUGCUCCAAAUUAUUGAAGUUGGUUCCUGGGUUGGAAUUGUCACAUUUCAUUCUUCUGCAUCUAUACAAAGUUCUUUGCAACAAAUAACCAGUGAUGCAGUACGUCAAAAUCUUGUUAAAAAAUUACCUACAAUAGCUAAUGGAGGAACCAAUAUCUGUGCAGGUGUACGGACAGGACUGCAGAUAAUUAAAAAUCAAAUCAGUGUAACAUAUGGGUCAGAAAUUGUGUUGCUGACAGAUGGAGAGGAUUCAGGUAUGGCAGCUUGCCGUAAUGAAGUGAAACAAAGUGGAGCAAUAAUUCAUACCAUUGCACUGGGUGAAGCAGCAGCCAAAGAAUUAGAAGAAUUUUCAACGAUAACAGGAGGUUUACAACUUUAUGCUAUAGAUGAAGUCCUCCCCAGUAAACUAAUUGAGGCAUUCAGUGCAAUUACAUCAGGAAGUGGAGAUAUUUCUCAACAGUCUAUUCAGCUUGAAAGCAAACAGAUAGACAUUAAAUCUUAUGAAUGGAUUAAUAGUACUGUGACCAUUGACAAAACUGUGGGAAAUGACACUUUCUUCGUCAUUGCAUGGAGUGCCACGAAGCCAUUUUUCUUUCUGAGGGACCCUAAAGGAAAAGAGUAUGGAAGUUCAGACUUCACAUUAGAUAAUUUAAACUCAAAUGCAGCUAGACUCAGUAUAAAUGGCACUGCAGAGGUCGGAGAUUGGCAUUACUAUAUUAGAAAUGAGGGUACAACAACUCAAAAUAUAUCAGUAACAGUUACCUCUCGAGCAGCAUCUUCUGUUGUUCCUCCUGUGAACGUGGCAGCUUACAUGAAAAAGGCAAACAUUGCACCAAAUCCAGUUGUUGUUUAUGCAGAGGUUAGCCAAGGGUUCUUGCCUGUUCUUGGUGCAACUGUGAUAGCUACCGUAGAGAAGGAUGGUGUUACACCAGUAAGCCUUCAACUUCUUGAUAACGGUGCAGGUGCUGACACAGUCAAGAAUGAUGGAGUCUACUCAAGGUAUUUUACUUCUUUAAAAAGCGGUGGAAGGUAUAGUCUAAAAGUCAGCGCCCAAGGGAGAAAUACGACUGUCAGACUUGGCCUUAGGCAAAAUCGAGCCUUGUAUGUACCAGGCUACAUAGAAAAUGGUAAAAUUCAGAUGAAUGUACCAAGACCUGAAAUUGCCGAUGAAGACGUCCAAGCCAAGCUGGGAAGUUUCAGCAGAACUUCAACAACUUCUCUUGUACUGGAUAACAUUCCAACAGUAGGUUUUCCACCCUGUAAAGUUACAGACCUUGAUGCUCAUAUAGAAAAUGAAACAGUAGUCUUGUCUUGGACAGCUCCAGGAGAUGACUUGGACAUUGGAAGAGCUGUCCAAUACAUAAUAAAAAGCAGUGACAAUCUUCUGGUCCUAAAAGAUGAAUUUGAUAAUGCUACUUCUGUGAAUUCCUCUGAUCUCACACCUCAGGAGGCUGGUAGCGAAGAAACAUUUAAAUUUAAACCAGAAAAUUUGAGAAUAGAAAAUGGUACCAUAAUCUACAUCGCCAUGCGUGCCAUUGAUAAUGAAAGCUUGACUUCAGACAUGUCUAACAUAGCAAAAGCCACGUGGUACAUCCCUCCAAAAGCAUCUGAGCCUUCAGGCGGCGGUGGAGGCAGCAGCAACGGCGUUAACAUUACACUAAUAGUGGCAAUUGUAGCUGGAUGUGUUGUAGUUGUCUGUGUUAUUGUAAGUUUGUCUGUCUGUGUUGUACAAAAACAAAGGAGAAGGAAUCCUGCAAUCAGAAUAUGA
Molecule: messenger RNA, 2784 nt
Organism: Cygnus atratus (black swan)
Lineage: Eukaryota; Metazoa; Chordata; Aves; Anseriformes; Anatidae
Product: calcium-activated chloride channel regulator 1-like
Exons: 15
Coding region: 7-2784 (925 amino acids)
Biological process (GO): chloride transport
Molecular function (GO): intracellularly calcium-gated chloride channel activity
Source: RefSeq, a predicted model, not a curated record